Messenger RNA from Diaporthe amygdali, 804 nucleotides. RefSeq lists its product as uncharacterized. NCBI's taxonomy places the organism in Eukaryota, Fungi, Ascomycota, Sordariomycetes, Diaporthales, Diaporthaceae. The record is from RefSeq and is a predicted model, not a curated record. The transcript has 2 exons. The coding region runs from base 1 to 804 and encodes 267 amino acids.
AUGAGCGCACUCAUGAGCACUCCCUUGAGCGAGCUGCGUGCUAUCGCACACGCUCUUUGCGAGAACGACAACAUCAAGAAGCGAGUCGUCAACGACCUUCGAGCAUCCCGCAGAUCCACCUCCGAUAGAAAUAACCUCGAGGCUGGUAACCACAUUGCCCUCAUCCAGCAGGCGACUGGUCAAGAGCUGUACACUAUCGUGAUCGACCUCUGCAAGAAUGAGGACACAAAGAAGCAGGUCGACAACUACUCACAGGUCUUGCGCUAUGUCAAGCCCGACGAAGUCGCCCCCGAAGCGGCUGAUCCCCUCACCCCCAUCAAGAAGGCGACGCGGAAGGAACUACAGACCGUCUUGGUUGUCCUCUGCGAGGACGAAAACGCCAAGAAGCGGAUUGUCCACAUCUUAAGAGUUCUGCGCCAGUCCAAGCCUCACGGAGCUGGCCUCAUGGGGACCGACCAAGCGGCGCUCAUUAACUCGGCGACAGAGAUGGAGCUACGCGCAAUCGGUCUCGCCAUCUGCGACGGAGAUGAAGACAUGAGAAAGCGUAUGUUGGAGUCAUUGCUUGUUCUUGUCACCUUGGACAAGCUUCAAGUCAGCAAGGCUGCGCGCACCCUCUUCAAGUGCUUGAGGUGCAAGAAGUCUUUUUACGACGAUGAGAACAAGGAACGGUCCUGCAGGUACCACCCUGGACGACUAGAGAUGCGUAGGCUUCCCAUCUCGGGUAUGGAAGUUCUCAGCUGGACCUGCUGCGAUGAUGCCAAAAUCGACCCCGGAUGCAAGUUCAAGAAGCAUCAGCACGAAUAG